CCGAAUAAAUGCCAAAAGAAGGCAAAGAUGUUGAAGGAGGCUGUGUUUUAUUACUAGCUUCGUUUUUUGUUUGGUUAUUACUCUUGAUUUAAUCACACGAAACACCGUAAUCACACACAGCGAUAUAUAUAUAUAUAUCUGCAUAAUGUAACCGAACUGGGUCCCGUCCUUUCCAGCUCUCAUUUCACAUUUUCAAUCUCUCUCUCUCUUUCACAAUUCCUUUGAAUGAUUUUGGUUGCUUCACACUAUGGCUUGGUGGGAUAUAAGACCCCUCUUUCAGGAAUUAUCGAGCAGGAGGCUGAGGAACUCUGCUAUGACUGGUGCUCACUUUUCAUCCAUUAAUUUUCCAUUGAUAGACACAAACAAUGAAGAGGAAUUCAGGCUGAGGGAAGACCAGCUUGGCUCACACACUAUGAGGUCUCAUGGAUAUGCAGUAGCUAAAACACACAUGCAUGAUUGGAUCAUACUAUUGCUCCUUGUAUUGAUUGAUAUCAUCUUAUACAUUAUUCAUCCUUUCUAUCGCUUUGUUGGGAAGGAUAUGAUGGCUGAUCUCAAAUAUCCGCUGAAGAGCAAUACAGUUCCUGUUUGGGCUGUUCCAGUGUUUGCAAUUUUAUUGCCUAUAGUGAUCUUUUUUGUCGUCUAUAUUCGAAGGAGAGAUAUCUAUGAUCUUCAUCAUGCCUUACUGGGUCUACUGUUCUCCAUUUUAGUAACAGCUGUGAUAACUGAUGCAAUAAAAAAUGCAGUAGGGCGACCUCGGCCCGACUUCUUCUGGCGGUGUUUUCCAGAUGGAAAGGAUGUUUAUGAUAAAUGGGGAGAUGUCAUUUGUCAUGGUGACAAGAAUAUCAUCAAGGAAGGACAUAAGAGUUUCCCAAGCGGCCAUACUUCAUGUUCAUUUGCUGGUCUUGGUUUUUUAUCAUUGUACCUGUCUGGAAAAUUAAAAGCAUUUGAUCGCAAAGGUCAUGUUGCGAAACUUUGCAUUGUAUUUCUACCACUACUUUUUGCAUCACUUGUUGGCAUUUCUCGAGUUGACGACUACUGGCACCACUGGCAGGAUGUAUUUGCGGGAGGUCUAAUAGGGCUUGUAGUAGCCACUUUUUGCUAUUUGCAGUUUUUUGCUCCUCCUCAUCAUCCUGAAGGUUGGGGGCCAUAUGCUUAUUUUAAGAUGUUGGAAGAAUUGCAAGGUAUGGUGCAAGCUCCUAAUGCUCAAAAUGGUAGUGAAGCUCAAGUUGAGAACCAAGAGGCGUGUAUGGGGUUAUCUUUGACAGAGAAUCAAAAUUCAACAUUAGAAGAUGAACUUGAAUCUGGGAGGAGAUAAAAUCUGUAUACAUCAUGGUCUUGCUCUUUGUAAAUCAUAUCCUACGAUUUUAUUGAACAUGUUUUCUACUCGGUUGUCAUUGCUAACUUUGAAGAUUACUUCUUUCUGUUUAUAAGAGGCAUAUUUGGGACAGCCUCUGUUAUUUUGUGAAUGAAUAUAUGUGGACAUGAGAAAUAGGAAAUCAAAUGACUGAAGAUCCUCAGUUGAUCUCCUUGAUAACUGAUUUAUUCAA
Messenger RNA from Cicer arietinum (chickpea), 1547 nucleotides. RefSeq names its product putative lipid phosphate phosphatase 3, chloroplastic. Gene Ontology annotation, cellular component: membrane. Gene Ontology annotation, biological process: phospholipid metabolic process; phospholipid dephosphorylation. Gene Ontology annotation, molecular function: phosphatidate phosphatase activity. The record is from RefSeq and is a predicted model, not a curated record. NCBI's taxonomy places the organism in Eukaryota, Viridiplantae, Streptophyta, Magnoliopsida, Fabales, Fabaceae.